Metopolophium dirhodum (rose-grain aphid) is the source of this 2557-nucleotide messenger RNA. RefSeq lists its product as uncharacterized. The record is from RefSeq and is a predicted model, not a curated record. Lineage: Eukaryota; Metazoa; Arthropoda; Insecta; Hemiptera; Aphididae. The transcript is spliced from 2 exons. Bases 2115 to 2528 code for a protein of 137 amino acids.
ACUCAAUGAAAUAUAGUGAUAAUUUAUGCCGUAUAACCUGCAGCGACAGCUCAGACUUAUUUUUUAAGAUAUUAACAUUGUAACUCAUACAUUUAGUUUUGCCCAUCAUAUUGUCGCCAUAUUAUCAUUUUAUAUUUUAAUGUUUUACUAAGAGAUUUCCUAUAGGCUAUAGGUAAAUAAAUUCUCUGUUUGUUUUUUAUUAAUAAAUAAUUUACACCUACUUGGUGUUCAUACAACACAAAAUGUUUAAACUAGCAUGCAGUAAGUUAAUUAUUGGGUUGAUGUAAAUAUUAUAUUAGUUUGUAAAAUAUUAUUUUUUUUAAACUGUGUACAUGCCCAAUAUUUAGGACGACCCAAAAGAUUAUUUGUGACACCCGAAAAACAAAUUACACCUAUAUCUGGCCAAUGCCUACAUUAACGUCGACUGUUUGUGAGGUAGACUAUUAAUUCUGCCUUCACCUCAUUUAUUCUGGAUAGGCAGUUUACGUGCACGAUGACACCAAGGAACGGGAAACAUCUAUCACGAGAAUUAGAAUGAUGCAGUUUAAUGAUGAGGAGGGGGUCUCUAUGGUCGGUCCGGUCUUGUGCAAUGACCACAGAGAUCAUAAAAUAGGAACAAUACUUAGAAUUAACUUAACACGUAUUGAAGUCCGGUUAUGGUGAUGAUCCGCUGAAGAUGUGAAAGGACUGCCAAGCUAGAUGACCUAGGUGGCCUCUCACACAACGGAUUAGUUACUGGCGGACUAAGCGGGCCCAGGUACCAUCAGGCUUAUAAGUUUGGUUAUGUAGUUCUUAAAAACUUAAACUUACCAGUAAUAGUAUUUUUUUUAUAAAAACAAUAAAUAUUUUAAGAUAAUAUCUCAUAUUAUUGACUUAUUGCAUUGAUAAUUGUAUUAACUACAAUUUGUAAAUGGGUACCUAUGCAAUCAGAAUUUAUUGGUCGGACUUAGUUCCAAGGUUACAGCCUUUUGAAGAUUGCAAUUUUGAGUAUUUUACGUCUACACAGAUUAUUCCACAAACCUUCUCGAAAAACUAUAUUUAAAACUUUCUUAAAUAGUAUUAUUAACGUUCAGUAGAUAUUUUAGAUACGAUAAAUGUAAUUGACCACGAAAUAAUAUACAAACUCUCAUGACUCAUGACAUAUGACAAUCUUUGGUAUCUACGUUCUACGUGUAAUAUGUUAUUAGUUAUUAGUAAUAGGGUUCGGAUUUGAAGGCAAAUGCCUUUCUUUUAUUAAUCAUAAUAGAAAAAUAAUUUUUAUACAAAAAUGUGUUUCAUUUAAUUUCUUACACGAUGGAACCUUUUUUUUUUGUCUUUUUUUGCCUUUUUACUUAUAAAUGCCUUUUUGCCUUUUUUUACCUUUUGUUCUUAUAAUGCCUAUUUUGUCUUUAAUUUUUCAGUUGAUUUUAUAAUUUUAUACUCAGCUUGCGUAUUAUCGCUACAAAUGGGUUUUAUUAUUCGCAAUAUUUAUCGAUAUCGUCUUAUCGAGUAUUUGGUAUGACCAUAAAAUUACCCGUACACCUAAAAUAUGGGUGUGUAUUGACGAAACCACAGAUUCAGAACGCCAAAACGUGGCUAACAUAAUAGUUGGAAUUCUACAACCAGAAAAUCCUGGAAAUUUGUAUCUUCUUCACACAGACUAUUUAGAUAAGGUAAAUAGUAGUACAAUUACCCAGCUAUUUGACAAAGCAAUGCAUAUAUUGUGGCCAACUAAUGUAAAAUACGACAAUAUUUUGCUUUUUAUAUCUAACACGGCUCCUUAUAUGAAGAAAGCGGGUAGUACAAUUCAAACUUUGUACCCGAAUAUUAUUCAUCUAAAUUGUUUGGCUCAUGCAUGUCAUAACGUCUGUGAAGAAGUACGAGCAUAUUAUAAAAAUGUAGACCAGUUAAUUUCUGAAAUGAAAAAGACAUUUUUAAAAUGUCCUAAGAGAAUCGCAGUUCUGAAAGAAAAAUGUCCAGAAUUGCCAAAUCCACCUAGACCGAUAAUUACACGUUGUGGUACAUGGAUUAAUGCAGUAAAAUACUAAUGUACAAAUUUCAAUGAACUGAAAUCUAUAAUUGAAGAAUUCGAAGAAGAAUCUGAAUGUGUGAGAGCAGCUAAAAGACUUUUUAAAAUGUCUUCGAUACAAAGUAAUCUGGUGUAUAUUGUAUCUAAUUUUGGAUUUUUGCCUGACACAAUUACAAAACUAGAAACAAGAGGUGUAUUACUAUCGAAAAGUGUAGAUGUUGUAAAUAAUAUAAAGAUUAAACUCGAAGAAUGCAAUGGCGAAAUAGCUAAAUUGAUUUUGGAUAAAUUCAACAAAGUUAUAUCGAAGAACAAAGGAUGGGAAAAUAUCAAAAAGAUCAACCGAGUAUUGAUUGGAGAAACCACAAGCGAUGACGAUCUAUCAAGUAGCAAUCUUAAUUUAGAUAACUAUUUAAGUAUGAAAUACGCCCCGAUAACUUCGGUGGACGUAGAAAGAUCGUUUUCGAUCUACAAAAAUAUUUUAACCCCAAACCGUAGCCGUUUUACUGAAGACAGACUAUAAAAAUACAUGGUAGUCAAUUUUUUUUUUAA